AUGUGCCAGCCCUGUGCCAGCCGCGGGGCUAAGAAUAAUCGCACUGCUUUCCAAGGGUCUCAUUUGAGCCUCAGAAUGGAGUGGCUUGGGAGGGAGCGCACUCGUCUUCGGGCAGGGGAGGGUCGGGGCUCUCCCACAGAAGAUGGCACCUGGGCAGCAUCUUCAAGGAAGCACGGGGCGGACUUCUUCAAGUUACAGGCAACAUCUUCCAGGGAUGAACCAGCUGCUUUUACUCGCUGGACCUUGACUCUGAGAAUCUGCUCGCGCAAGUGCCUCAUCCGCGGCUUCUCCUGCUUCCACAGCGACACGCGGAGAGCGGAAGGAAGACCAGGACCUCCGGGGAAAGGGGGCGAAUUUAGGGCCAAUGGAGGCCUGGAUCUUGAUGACUGGAGAGGAUCAGAACUCGUGCCCAAGAGGCGGGCUGUGUGCCGGGCGGGCUGCGGGCGCUCUCCCCUCGUGGCCGAGGGAUCCGGAGGUUCCCCUUUGCGGCACCUCUUGUCAGGAAGCCGAGUUAGGCGGCGAAAGGAGGGAGGAUUCGCUGGGAGGCUCGGGCCCCCAGAGCGCGGCCGCCGACGGGCGGGAGAAGCGGGAUCAUUCCUCGGGGGUUACCUGGCAAGUUUCCCAUUGGAGCGGAUUAUCGGAGCCGGGGAGCCAAGCUUCCGGUCAAACCGAGGGAAGGGGGGGCGGGUGGACCGGGAGGAGACCCUUCCCGUCGCCGCCUCGGGGGCCAAGCGCCCACGCGCUCCCCCGGAGCUUGGCUCGGUGGUUGCCGGGAAACCCUGCCGGAGCUUCCGCGGCGUUCCGCCGUUGCUAGGAGACGAGACGACGCCUUCCCGAGCGAGCCAGCGCUUCCCGGGCUCCGGGGCAGGCAGCGCACCGGAGGGGGGCGCCGCGCCGAGGAUGUCGGGCCUCCAGGACGAGUAUGUGUGGAGGCUGAGCCGGCUCCUGGGUCCGGGGCCCGCCAGCGGAGGAGAGCCCCGCCCCCCCAGCUCGGACUCCAUCUGCACCGAGGACUUCGCCGCCCACUUCCAAGAGGCCACGGUGGAGGCCGAGCUGCGGGGGGGGCGGCAGGAAGGGGCCUGCCCCCGGAGCCCCGAGUCCCUGGGGGGCCAUAUCGCGCGGCUGAGCCGGGGCUCCCCCCUCAGCUCCUGGGGCCGCCAGCAGCCCCCGGGGUGGGACGGGGCCGCCGGGGGUUGCUGUCCCGGCCAGGCGCUGCCAGAGGCCCCCGGCCCCAGGCUGGGCCCUGUGGGGGGGCGCGCUCCGCCCCGCUUGGGAGGCCCCUUCCCGGAGAAGUGGGGAGCCGGAGGGGAGGCUGGAGCGGCCCCAGCGGGAAGCCAGAGCCGGGGCGUCCACUCUCGCGCCCCCCUUUCCCCUUCUCCGCAUCACGGAAGGGCCCCCUGGGACCCGGAGCCGCCCCUGAAGCUCCCGCCGCACGGGCCAGCCCGGGAGGCCUCGGCCCGGAGGCAGCUGUCGCGGCCCUUGGCAGGAACCCAGGAUCCCAGGCUGCCUCUGAGCAGGUGGCCCGCAUCUCCCUGGGAACCGGAGCCUCCCCUCCCGUCCUGCCCGCUGGGAUACCGAGCUCCCGGCUCCCACAGAGAGAAGCCCAGCCCUAGCCACCCCAAGGGGCUUAAAAAAGAACAGGAGAUCCCAGGGGACCCCAAGCCCUGGAAGUGGAGUCAGGACCUGGAAAGGAUGAAGGACGGCGGCCCUGGCCGGCUCGUAGCGAGGGGGGCCCACGCCGGACGCCGGGCAGAUUCUGGAAGGAGUGGCCAACGCCAGCAGCCGAGCCCUGAGACCCCUGGCAGCGGGGAGGCCCCCGGGCCCGGGAGUCCUGGGGCCGAGCUGGAGCUCCUCGGGGCCCUGAUCGGGGCAGCCCGCCGCCGCCUCUGGGCCGUGGAUCGGCAAGCCGAAAGCCUGCAGGAGGCCGUCCGGGAGCUGCAAAGGUUGGCCCCCCCACCCGGCGGCCGCCAGGAUCCAGAAUCACCCGCGGCAGGUCAGACCCGCGAUGGCCACGGAGGAGCAGGUCUCCCUGGCCGCCGCCUGCAGGGCCUCGGGGGAGAGCAGGCCCCAUCGCCGUCCUUAACAAGGACCCCGGGCAGAGACCCCUGGGACGGAGACUGAGGAGCCCAAGGGCCGGCCCUGGGGACGCCAACGCCGGAGGAGGCCCGAGCCUCCCAUCCACAAGAGGGCAUCCCGCCGCUGUUUGAAGAUCCCGACGGCGGGGAGCUCACUACCUCCCCGGCUUUGGAGUGGCCCAAAUCUUUGCAGCUCCCCCUGACCCUCCCUCCCACCCAUGGGUCCUGUUUCUGCCUUCAGGGCUCAGGCAGGACAAAACUCCUCCCCCCUUGCCACGGUUAGCCUUUCAAAUGCUGGGAGACGGCUCUCCCGGCUCCCCGAGUUCUUCGAACCCCCAUCUCUGAUUCUCCAACCCUCCCUUUCCGGCCUCUGUUAGAGGCUCCUCGGCUGAUCGACGCUCUCCUGACCAGAUGUGCGGUCUGACCAGGAAAGAGAUUCCCAUCCCCCUCCUCCCGAGCCUGGGGUCUCAUCGGUGGCUGCCUUGUCACCAUGAGAAUCUAGCCUAAGCUUGCAGCCUCCUAAGACCCCCAGAUCUUUUUCUUGCACAAUGCAGCAGCGUUUUCAGACUGGCCCCUGAGAGGACGGAGCCCGGGGCCCUGAUCCAGGUUCUGGCCCCUCCUCUGGUACCUGGGCCAGGUCACUCCCUCAGCCUUCAUUUCUUCCUCUAUCAAAUGAAGAGUCUGGCCUGUGGCGGUCCUUCCGUUAAGUUCUGUUGCACCUUUUCACUGACAAGCAACCCCCCUCCCCCCAUUCCCACCCGACCUCGCCUCCCCAAUAAGAGAAAACAAAAUCCUUGCCUGAAAUGUCCAAGGCCUCCCCCUCCCCCCGCCGGGGGCCGUUCUGUGUCUCCCGCGCCCCGGGCCCACGCCCGCCUUGAAAAGCUUCGUUUUUACUGCAUUUGUCUUUGGGGAACCUCGCUCUGCCCCCCCCUCAGGACCCCGAAUUGGACCCAGGGUCCUCAGCCCUUCUGGCCCUGACUGCCGCCCGAAAGCCCGACGGGGACAAGGAGGCCGCUCCCGCCUUCGUCUGAGCCUUUGGUUGGAACAAGACGGGGCUGAGGGGCUGAUCCCUGGGGAGGGGGGCGAGAGACCCCCAGAGGACCACUCUGCAAGGGGAGGGGGAGGACUCCCUGGCGGGCAUUGUCUGGCCCAUAGGAUACGCAAGAAACCAAGCCCUCAGAGCACCUGGGACCCCCAGAGCCCUUUCAGCCUCACACUUCCUGUUCUAAGGUCUCCUCUGACACCCCCUGUUCUCAGCCCCCUCCCACCUCUGACACCCCCUGUUCUCAGCCCCCUCUCCCCCACCAUUUCACACUCUCACUAUCCCACCAUCAUCCUGCCCUCCCCAUCGCUUCUCCAAAUCUGGCCCCAAGUCCUUCCCUAAAUUGGGGCAUAAAAAUUAACCCGCUGAACCCCCAAACUUUCUGACCCAUAAUCCCCUACCUCCCGAUGGGCCGGGAUUGUGUAGCUGGGGAGACAGUGAGGCUGUGGGGUUCGAAGUGGCCACAAGAGGGCACCCGAGGAGGCGCCCGGGGACUGCCCGCCCAGGAGACGGGGAGAGAUGGGGGGGGUUCUCCGCCUCCUUCCCUCCCCCCACACAGGGCGGCCGAGCUGCGCCAAUCGCAUCCAGAGGGCUUCAGCCCCCCUCGGGCCCCCCGGAUGCUGGAAUGGCAGCUUGGGAGGAUUCGGGACCAGAGCCCCUCUGCAGGCCGACAAUGCGGCGUUACAGGGUGGGAGGGGAGGGGGGACUCGUUUUUGGAGAGAUCUCUGGUCUUAGGGUAAAGAAGGUCGCCUGUAGGGCUCAGGAGGGCCCCUGUUCCCUCAAAAAUCGGAUAUCCCCGUUCUAAGCUCCCUCACAGCCCUGACACCCCCUGUUCUCAGCCCCCUCCCACCCUGACACCGCCGUUGUAAGGCCCUCCCCUGACACCCCCUGUUCUCAGCCCCCUCCCACCCUGACACCGCCGUUCUAAGGCCCUCCCACUCUAAUCUGUUUUCAGGUUCCCCCUUAAGUCACAUUUGUCCAAGCAGAGCCAUGGGGCCCGGCCCAGGCCAGACGGAGGACUCCCCCCAUCCCCCCCCAAGGGCUGCAGCCUGUGGUGGAAGCUGUCGGGGCAGCCCCUCCCUCCAGCCCAUCCUCCCAGACGCCUCCCUGCUGCUGCAGCCUCCCUCAGGUGUGGCCCCACAUGGGGGGGCUGCUCGGGCCUCCCCCCGUUUCUCUGCCGUGUCUGGCUGGGCCACCAGGCUCAGGGGCGAAUCAGGGAAUGACUUCUCCAUUCGGGGGCUCUGUCGGUGGCCCCCGGAGUCCCCACAGCGAUGGGUGGGGGAAGGGCCAGGAUUUCUGGGGGUGUCUCUGCAUCUCCAUCCCCUCACGCCGCGUCUCUGAGGGGGUGGGGGGAGGGUCUCCGUCUCUCACAGUGACCGUGGGGUCUGUGCCCCCCCCAGGGCAGAGAGUCGGCAGCCCCCGCCCCGCACCCCAGAUCGGUCUGUGACGGGAUUCUCUUUGGGGUCCUUAGCCUCCCCUCCCCUGAACCUGGGCUCCUGGAGGAGGGGAGGGGGUCGGUUAGGGGCCCGGCCCAGGUUAAUGAGGGCAGACCGUUCCCAUAAACAAUGGGUCCCAGGCCCCUAAUUAGCCCAUUGUCUCAGCCCCCACUGGGAGGGAGGGGGCAGGAAGGGAGGGGGCAGGGAGGGAGGGGCUAGGGAGGGAGGAAGGGGCUAGGGCGGGGCUGGGAAGGGAGGGGACAGGGUGGGGGCAGGGAGGGGGGAGGGAGGGAGAGGCAGGGUGCGUCUUUUGCUGAAGCAGCACAAAAUCUCUGUCCAGGUCACAUCUUUCCCCCCUCCCCCGCCCCAGUCCAUCUCCCGGCCGCCAUCUUGCCCGUUGCCAGGCUCAUUGAGGCACGGAAUGAGGUGAUUGGGGCAGCCCAUUCAUCUCCAUUUCUUUAUCUUGGGAAAAUAAACAGGCCCUUCCAGGAAUUGUAUCCUGAGAGACGGAGGCCGGGGCUGAGGACGGGGCUCCGGCAGCCGCCCGUGCCUGGCCCUCCCGGGAGACCGAGGCCCCUGAGGACUGGCCCUCCCGGGAGACCGGGGCCCCUGAGGACUGGCCCUCCCGGGAGACCGAGGCCCCGGCUGAGGACUGGGCUCCAGCAGCCGCCGUUGCCUGGCUCCCCUGACUCAGACACCCCAUCCCUCGGGCACAUGGCGCCUCUCCUAGAUAAGUCAGGGGGGAGAGAGAGAGACUGAGGCCGGAGGAGUCCUGGGAUCUGGGGCUCCGGGGCAAGAGCUGCCGGGUCCAAACGGGGCCCUUGGCAUUUGGGACCCGGGGCCCAGGAGCUGCCCUGACCUGCUGCCACAGAGAAUCCGGGUGACCGGGCCAGCUUGUCCUGGGAGGACUCGGGCUGACCCUCUUCCCAGCCUCCCUCGAGCACCGGUUCAGGUUCUAACAUGGGAAUCACCGGAGUCUGAGGUGGAACUGGCCGGAACCUGGAGUGCCUGACCCGGGAGCCCCAGGAAACGCUGGCUGACACGGGAGUGCCGGAGGAGCACGAGGACAGAGGGCACCGUUACUCUGGGGCACGGAGCAGUCAGGGACCUCACUGAGAAACAGUCUCCCAGCCCCACCUUCCUUAUCCCGAGCCACAGGACCACCGGGUGCCGGAGCUAGAGAGGACCUGGAACACUGAAUAUUAGCUAUAGGAACAGCCUCAGAGCAGGAAGGCCCUUAGAACCCGGAAGUCAGAGCUGGGAUGGUUUUAGAACCUGAAAAUCUGAACCUUGAAUGUCAGAUCUCAAAGGUGAAAUGUGAAUGUCAGGGUAGGAAGGACCUGGAACACCGAAUAUUAGGUUUAACCUCCGGUGCCAGAUCUUGAACCUUGAAUUUCAGAGCAGGAAGAACCUAGAACAUUGAAUCUCAGAUAAGGGAAAGACUUCAAGAACCCUGAAUGUCAGAACAAGAAGGACCCGGGACACAGAACCCUGGAUAUGGAAAGGGCCUUAGAAGUCACAAUAUCAGAGCAGGAAGGCCUGAAGGGUAGAGCUGGGUUCCCAGUGCAGGGGGUGCCUUGGAGCCUGGGCUGUCAGAGCAGGAGGGCCCUGCCGCUGUAGCCUUGUUUCUUCAGUUCCCCCACCCGUAAAAAGCCCCGGGCGGGCGGACAGCACUGGGAGCGGGGGCAGGGCCCGGAGCCCCCCCUUCCUCUUCAGCUCUGUCAGCCCCGUUUGGCUGAUCGGCAGCGGGGAGAGCUGGGCCCCAGAACUGGCAAGGACACCUUUGACCAAAACCAACACCCGGGGUCACAACCUGAAAGAUGAGAAGGGGGAGACCGUGCGGUCCAGCCCUCGGGCUGCAGAAGGGGAAACUGAGGUACAAGAAAGACUUGCCUCCGAGUCAGACUAAGAGCCCAGACUCUGGUUCCCGAGCCAGGGCUUUCCCACACAUUACCCAGCAAUGGACAGCUUUUAAAAAUGAGAAAGGGGGAGCCCGGGGCCUGUUUGCAGCCCGCAGGAGAAGGGGGGGCUCGGGGCUGGCUCUCUGGGUGGUCCUGGGAACUCGCUGGGCCUCCUAAAGAACAGAUGAUUCCUGGGGCCCCCCCAGCCCUGGCCCCACUUCCCAUCAGCCCUCAGGAGAGGGGGCCAGACACGGCCCGACCCUGGCUGCCCGAACCAGGUGUGAAGGGCCUUUAAAAUGAACAAUUCCGGUCCCGGCCACCGCUGCUCUGGGGGGCUGCUACCGCCCCGCCCCGGGCAGGAGUUAAUUAAAGGGGCGCUCAGGCCUGGGCCCUGCCCCUUCCUCCGCCGGGCCCCCCCUCCCUGAAGGCAGGGUCCCCGGCAGGACCAGGUGCCAAGGUGAGGACAGAAGGGAGAGGCCCCGGGCUGGGAGCAGGAAAGAGACCCCAGCUGGUCUGCCCCUCAUUUUCCCAGAAUCCAUUUCACUUUGUUGCCCCCCCAGGGGUUGUCUUCUGCCCCCCCUUUUUUUUAUUCCCAUCUCUUAGCAUGUACAUAGUAGUUGCUUAAUAAAUAAGUAAAAGGA
This is a messenger RNA of Antechinus flavipes (yellow-footed antechinus), 7095 nucleotides long. Its product is annotated as collagen alpha-1(I) chain-like. The transcript has 12 exons. Lineage: Eukaryota; Metazoa; Chordata; Mammalia; Dasyuromorphia; Dasyuridae. Bases 1 to 2121 code for a protein of 706 amino acids. The record is from RefSeq and is a predicted model, not a curated record.